Messenger RNA from Aureobasidium melanogenum CBS 110374, 1176 nucleotides. RefSeq lists its product as uncharacterized. The coding region runs from base 1 to 1176 and encodes 391 amino acids. The record is from RefSeq and is a predicted model, not a curated record. The transcript has 2 exons. NCBI's taxonomy places the organism in Eukaryota, Fungi, Ascomycota, Dothideomycetes, Dothideales, Saccotheciaceae.
AUGGCCACUGGGUGCGACCGACCAUCUGUGUGGUCAGCGAUUCGCCGAACUCUCACGAGAUCAAUGUUUGCAAAGGCGAUCCUUGACUUUGGCUGGCUAUUGUUCAUAGGUACCAAUCAGACAUGUCAUGUCCAGGCUCCAGGUGUAACAAACAAUGCUGCACGGUAUAUUGCUGGGCUUGAAGAGAGAAGCUAUCAUUCAUCAUGUAUAUAUCCUUCUUCGUACAUGGAUAUACUGCAUCCAAAACAAACAGGUCGACAAACGCAAGCAGACUUCUCUGAUAUACGAAACUCCUCCGAGUCUAGGACAAUACCUAAAUACGAACUCACAAUCCAUACGAAUAUACUGGUGAUGUGCGAAAAAGGCAUACUCAUCUGGACUUGCGGCUGCACUCAUCUCCAGGACCCUCGUCGCUGCUCUAAAGCUCGUUUCUAUGAUAAACCCUGCGACGGCUAUGCAUUCGCUUGGGCAUACCGCUCUCCUAUCUCGCUACAUACACCUCUUCGCUGUCCCUCUUGUAUCCGCAACGACGAAGCCACAGCACUCAAAAAGGUCAACGAAGCCCAUCUCGCCAAGUCCUCAGCCUACCCGACUCUUGUAUCCGUGGCCAAUGGCGAUGAUACCUAUAGAGUCAAGACAGGACGACCGAUGUACUCGCGCACAGCGUCAGGAACACAAAUGCUGAAAGUGCCUGAGGACUGGACGAGUGAGAUGAAUAGGUUACCUGGAAACGCGAAUGAGUAUUCUGCUUUCUUGAGUGGGAGGUUUGAUCCUCUGGUUAAAUUGCCAGAUACGCAUAUACCCGCAGCACCUCAAACUCCUCGUCCCUCAUCUGCAAACGCUACAAGGAUGGAACAAGGAGCGAGAGACAUGCUUAUUGCGGCGCCAAAAAUGCAACGAUCGCGCUCACAUGCGCCGCCGCAGUGUUGGCAGGGACCUGUGAUGUUGGACGAAACCGACUAUCCUUAUGUUGAGUUCAGAGGUGCUUUGUCGACGAGACCGGGUGCGAGUAGGAGACCUUCGUACAUAGGCAAGGUGCUGGAGAAGGGAUGGGCUCCUCCGAGUAGUGGUACAUUGCCGCCGCAGAGUGAUGUGGAUACUGCACCUCCUUCUCUGGUGCCGUCGCCGCAGCUGAAAGUUUCUCCGCCGCGGUUGAGGUUUACGCCUUCUAAAUGA